ACUCCGAGUGACUAAUGUCAAGCUGUGGUGUGUAUGUCACUCAUCCCGCUCAUUAGCGGUCUCGUUACCCUCGCAGACGUGGACUCGUCCUAAUUUCUGCUGAUCAUUGAUCUCUGAUAGUCUUAUCAGCCUCAUAUAAGCGUGUCCAGCUCUGGCUCGGUCUCACUGAUACACGUUCAGCUGAAGGCUCAAGAUGAUGCCAGUGACCCAGCGUCUGCUCGUUCUGACCGUUCUGCUGUCUCUGCUGCUGACCUUACAGGUCCAGGCGGCACCCAUAGACACUGACUGGGCGACCGGACUGAUCCAUCGGGCCAAGCGCUCGUUACUCUGGAGAUGGAACACUCUGAAACCUGUGGGUUCUGGAUGCAGAGAUCAUUAUGAGUGUGGGACCAACUACUGCAGGAAGCACACGUGCUCCUUCAAUAAAGCUCAACAGGCGUGAUUGAGCAUAAAUGAUGAUGGCACCAAAUCAAGUGAUGGAAAACAAAAUGUCUAAAAUUGUGCAUCCCUUUGAUUUCUCAAACAUCAUGACCUACAUCAAUCUGACAGAACAUCUAAAGACAGCAGAAGACUUUCAGAUCUACAUCUAUCUCAAGACUGUAUUCAGGUGAAUCUCACCAAGAAAUGUCCAGGUCAUAUUAAUCUCCAAAAUCAGAACUGUUUUAAUUUAUUUGAUUUUGGCCCGAAAUAUGACCCGGCAUGUUCUUGACACAUUCACCUCCUCAGAAACUUCUCAGGAACACGUCUACAAGAACUCCAGUUUCAUCAUCGAUGUUUUAUAGUUGUACAGAUCUUGAUAUUGUGUUAAAUAUUAACUUUGCAUCUAUAGUUUCUGAUUCAGAUUCAAUGAGGCCGAGAUGUUUGAUCUGAUAAAAUACAAGCACACAUGGCAAAAGAAUCUGUAGCAAAUCUAAUUCAUUAUCAGCUGCAGCUUCCAGAAGAACCGGGGCAUAUUUAUUUUGUAAAUAUUAGACACAUAAUGUGAGAUGGUGCAACAUGCUUUUUAUGUUAAAAUGUUCUAUUGUUUGUCUCGUUAUUUUUGUUACAUUGAUAGUGCAAUAUUUUUUAAGGAAAACAAAAACAAAAAUGCUCACAUGAUGAAAUAAAUGCAUAAAAAAUGAAUUUUUUUAAACCAAAACAGUCUGUUUUCAGCUAACAUCAUCACUGGGUCUUACUUCAUAAACACAGCUCACAUUAUCAUUUCGUAAUAAUCAUAACCAUGAGAUUUAAUUAAGAUUUCCAUCCUGGGAAAAUUACAUUUACAUUUAAGUUGAAGUGAAACUGAAAUCACACCAGUUUCAGAUCAAACCACAGGCAUCAUGUACUGUAGUAAUAUUGUGAACUUCACUGAAAUAAAAUUAGCAACCCUCAAAUCUUCCCUUUUCAGCCCUAAAAAACACCAAAACCACCCAUGAACUGCCACCAACCACCUACAAGAAUAAAACAUGAAUUGAAUUUUGUUUAUUAAACACAAACAAAAAUAAAAAUGAAACCAAUCAGUACAUGAACAUUAAAUAUAUUCAGGAAACUGAUACAUUUAAGAAAACAAAUCGUCUCAAUGCUGUGGUAAUACUGAUGAAACACUUGAUACUGCAUUUACUGAACACUGAAAACAAGGUUGUGUCUGGUUAUUCAAGAAAUGUGUAGCGUUGCAAACAGAGUUUAAAUUAGUGAUUAUGGUCAAUUUCUUUCAGAUAUAUUGUCAGAAGUGUUAUUAGCUGACUCUAAAAACAUUAUUGAGCCAAUGUACCAUUAAAUCUUGGUUUGCAUCUAAGAAAAUCACAUAUAUGGCAGAGGACAAAACAUGCGCAAAUACAUCAUGGCACCAAACCAAGUUGUUUGGUCAUU
Carassius auratus (goldfish) is the source of this 1848-nucleotide messenger RNA. Its product is annotated as liver-expressed antimicrobial peptide 2-like. Gene Ontology annotation, biological process: antimicrobial humoral immune response mediated by antimicrobial peptide; defense response to bacterium. The transcript is spliced from 3 exons. The record is from RefSeq and is a predicted model, not a curated record. NCBI's taxonomy places the organism in Eukaryota, Metazoa, Chordata, Actinopteri, Cypriniformes, Cyprinidae. Bases 194 to 442 code for a protein of 82 amino acids.